Molecule: messenger RNA, 4664 nt
Organism: Andrographis paniculata
Lineage: Eukaryota; Viridiplantae; Streptophyta; Magnoliopsida; Lamiales; Acanthaceae
Exons: 27
Coding region: 126-4088 (1320 amino acids)
Source: RefSeq, a predicted model, not a curated record
CACCCGGGAUAUUAGUACAUCCUCCCGUUCCCAAUUCAAAACCCUAAUCAGAAACCCUUUCCCCAAUCAAAGCUCUUCUCUUUCGCUUUUCUUCAUUCUCUCUCUCGUUCGCGCUCAAUUCGCACAUGGCCGGGGCCCCGCCCAGGGAGCAGGCGCUCCCACUCCUAGCGGCGGCGAACAACCACGCUGAUUUGGCCGUCAAGUUAUCCUCAUUGAAACAGGCUAAGGACAUUUUGCUAUCCGUCGAACCCUCACAAGCGGCGGAGCUUUUUCCUUACUUGCUCGACCUUCAGUCCUCCCCGGAAACUCUCGUCAGAAAGUACCUACUCGAGGUGAUUGAUGGGAUUGGGUCCAAAACAAGGGAGCACCUAUCCAUGCUAUUACCUGUCCUAUUGACAUUUUUGAGAGACAGCAAUCCCGUGAUCGCUAAGCAAUCUAUAGCCAUUGGCACUAAAAUUUUUUGUAUUGUAUUGGAAGAGUUAGUAUAUCAGUUUCAACGGCGUGGUAUAGUUGAGAGAUGGCUUGAAGAGGUGUGGGCCUGGAUGAUCAAAUUUAAGGAUGCUGUUUUGGGCAUCAUUUUUGAGGUUGGUGCUAUUGGUCCAAAGUUGUUAGCAAUAAAAUUUCUGGAAACAUAUGUUUUACUCUUCACCUUGGAGUCCAACGAUUUUGGAAUGCGCAACCCUGAGGGAAUGUCAAAGCAAGGAAGGCUGUUCAAUGUCUCUUGGAUUAUGGAUGGUCAUCCUAUUCUGGAUCCACCGCAUCUUAUGUCAGAUGCAAAUCAGUAUCUUGCCAUUUUAUUGGAUAUGUUGCAAUCAGCCAACAGUUUACCAGGUUCCUUGGCAAUUGCUUGUGUAAAUAGUCUUGCAGCUAUUGCACGCAAGAGGCCGGCCUACUACAAGUCUGUGCUGGCUGCACUAUUUGAGUUUAGUCCAAGUCUAGAGACUGCAAAAGGUCGCCAUGCUGUCAGCAUUCAGUAUUCUUUGAGAACUGCUUUUCUAGGAUUUCUGAGGUGUCUUCAUCCUGUAAUUGCAGAGUCAAGAGAGAGAUUGGUGAAAGAAUUGCGAGCAAUGAAUGCUGGGGAUGCUGCAGAUCAAGUUAUUCGACAAACGGAUAAGAUAAUUAGAAACAAUGAGCGUGCUUCACGUGAGCAGCAAUUAAAUAAGGACGAUCAUCUAUCCAACCAAGUGUAUGUUUCUGGGGAUUUCACAAAAAAAAGGCCAACUCCAUUGGAUAGUGAAGAUAAGAACAAUAACUUUGAUGCCACCUCUAAGAGAUUCAGAUACAGUCAUCACGACAAUACAGCCAGUGCUAAUAUUAAUGCUGCUGGACAGGAUCAUCCCAAUGGGAUAUCUUCUAAUAUUUCUGUCAUGGAUGGGGAUCUGAAUCCUGUAGAACAGAUGAUUGCGAUGAUUGGUGCCUUGAUUGCUGAAGGCGAAAGGGGAGUUAAAUCUCUGGAAAUUCUUAUAUCCAACAUGCAUCCCGAUUUACUUGCUGACAUUGUCAUGACAAAUAUGAAGCAUCUGCCAACGAAUCCACCUAACAUUACAAAAUACAUUGACCCUUCAAUUGAUCCUGCACAAGUAUCAGUGUCAAAUGGUUUUUCAACUUCUCAGGCUGUGGACCUUUCAUCUCAAGGACCUGCAUAUUCAGCAAACACAUCAAAUUUUCCAAUUUCAGAUUCAUCCACUUCCCCUAAUCCCUCAACAGAUUCAAAACGUGAUCCACGAAGGGACCCUCGUCGCCUUGACCCAAGGCGCAAUGCAGCUCCUGCUGAUGCUCCUCAACUGCCUCUUCUGGAAGAUAAUGCCAAUCCUUCCCUACAUAAAGUUGUACAAUCUGAUGUUGAUGCUACUAGCCCCUCUGGUCCACUUGUUUUGCCACCUAUGCCUAAUAUUUCUGAUAGAACAUCUGAAUUUCCAACUCCCACAACUCAGGUGGACUUAAAGUUGUCAGAGUUUCCUGUAGCAUCAGAAGGCGAUCAGUCAAUCCUGAAAGAUGAAGCCCAGGUUAUAGAAACCAAUGAAUUUGCUCCUGAUAAGGAAACAGAUAUACAUCUUCCACCACCGCCUAUUGGCAAAGUUGAGGACACUGUUCCACUGGCAUCAGUGAAUGCUACUGUUUUUGAUGAAACAUAUUCCCCAUCGUCACAAGAAGAAGACCAACUUCCACAAGAUAUUUCAAAUGCUGAAGGAACUGAGAGCGCACCUUCAGAUUUGCCUAUGCUUCCCCAGUACAUCAGCCUAGAUGAAAACCAACAAAGAAAUGUGAGCAGACUGGCGCUUGAACGGAUAAUUAAUUCAUUUCAGAACUCACAGAGAACGGAUUUUAAGCAAGUGCAAAUCGCUUUGGUUGCUCGGUUAUUUGGACAGACUGAUAUCAACGAUGUGAUUGGAAUGGUGCAAAACCGUGUUGUUUCAGAUUAUGAGCAGCAAAAGGGACAUGAGCUCAUAAUGCGUAUCCUUUACCACCUUCACAGCCUUGUAAUAUCUGAUUCACAAUCAAAUGCCGCCCUUGUAUACGAGAGACUUCUUCUAGGGGUGGCAAAAUCAUUGCUAAUUAAUUUACCAGCAUCGGACAAGUCUUUCAGUAGGCUUCUUGGUGAAGUUCCUUGCAUGCCUGAUUCUGUGUUGGCAUUGCUUGAUGAUAUAUGUACCAAUAGUCAUUCAACAACCGAUGGUCGUGGUGGAGAUCGAGUUACUCAGGGCCUUGGAGCAGUGUGGAGCUUGAUUAUGGGUCGGCCACCUAGUCGUCAAGCAUGUCUUAAUAUAGCCUUGAAGUGUACUAUUCACCCGAAGGAUGAUGUUCGAGCAAAAUCUAUACGCUUGGUGUCAAACAAACUAUAUUCUAUUAGCUACCUUUCUGAAAGUAUUGAGCAAUUUGCAACUGAUAAGUUCAUUUCAGCUCUAGAUCAACGUUCUGCAGAGUCAUUGCUUUCACAAUCUUCUGAUUCUGAUAAGAGAAUUUCCGGGCAGGUAGAAAACAUGGAAACAUCAAUAAGUGGUUCUCAAGUUUCAGUUCCUGAAAUUUCUCAAAAUGAAGCUAGCAAGAGUUUACAGGAUGCCUCCUCGAAUGAUUCUUCAGUUUCAUCCCUUCAAGCUUAUAGAAUCAUGUCAUUGUAUUUUGCACUAUGCACAAAGAAACCAAUUCUCUUGCAAGUGGUUUUUGAAAAUUACGCUCGUGCCAUCAAUGCAGCUAAGCAGGCUGUGCAUCGUCACAUUACUGUUCUUGUGAGGGCUUUGGGGUCAUCAUCUUCUGAGGUGCUACAUAUAAUAUCUAAUCCACCAGUUGGCAGUGAAGAUUUAUUGAUUCAGGUUCUUAAUGUAUUAUCUGAAGGGAUUACACCAUCGCCUGAUUUAGUGGGGACUGUCAGACAGUUGUAUAAUUCCAGACUAAAGGAUGCAAGUAUUCUUAUUCCGGUUCUAUCAGCUUUUUCAAAAGAUGAGGUUUUACCAAUUUUCCCUCAGCUUGUCCAGCUUCCAUUGAAUAAGUUCCAGACAGCGCUGGCUCAUAUUUUACAGGGUUCUGCUCAUACGGGUCCUGCACUAACACCUGUAGAAGUAUUGGUUGCAAUCCAUGAAAUAUCCCCCGAGCGGGAUGGCGUUCCACUCAAAAAGAUCACAGAUGCUUGCUCUGCUUGUUUCGAACAACGGACAGUUUUCACACAACAAGUCUUGAUGAAGGCCUUAAGCCAAAUGGUCGAUCUGACUCCACUUCCGCUGCUCUAUAUGAGAACUGUAAUACAAUCGAUUGAUGCAUUUCCAGCACUGGUCGACUUUGUGAUGGAAAUUUUGUCGAAACUUGUGAAGAGACAGAUUUGGAGACUGCCUAAACUAUGGGUUGGCUUCUUGAAAUGUAUAUCCCAAACUCAGCCGCAUUCCUUCCGCGUACUGUUGCAGUUGCCGUCACCUCAGCUUGAAAGUGCUCUGAACAAAUACCCAAAUCUUCGCGGCCCACUCACCGCAUUCGCGAACCAAUCUGGCGCUCAGACAUCUCUACCUAAGUCAACGUUGGAUGUUCUCGGAAUGCCCACAUCCUCCUUACGUGCCUCGGAUCCUAAUUCCUCAGCUCACGGCGCCACAUUUACGUGACGUGACCAUGCCUGCCGGAAUUCAAGAACAUAGAUCACAAAGACAGUAAGCCCCAUUAAACAUGCUAUGCUGCCUCGAUUUCCUUUGCUUGUUAGAGAUAGCGCGUGCGUAAGUUCCGGUGACUACCCCCGGCCAGCCGGAAUACUUGGAGGCAAAGUUGAAAUCGGUCGACGAGACUUCUCCGAUGCCUGAAUUUGCAGUGUAGUGGUUUUGGUUGAUAAGGUUGGUGCUGUUGCUUCUUCUUCGUCUUCUUCUUCUUCCAUUUUUGGUGAUAUUCAGGUGUUGUGUAGUUGUCUUCUCUGUAAGCAAUAAUCUUGUCUUCUUCUUCUUUUCUUUUCUCUUUUUUUUUUUUUUUUUUUUUUUUUUUUUUUUUUUUUAAAUAGUUGAUUUUUAGUUCUUGAGGGUUUAAAGUUUUAGAAAGGAAAAAAGAAUUACUGAAGGGUUAAAUUUGUAGCAUUGUGGCGUUGUAUUUUUUUUAGGUCUUUAGGUGAUUACUUAUGUGUGAUGUGUGCUUUCAAGUUUUAUUGUUCACAUUAUAUUAUUGUUAUUAUUUACUAAAAGGGGAAAAAAAUAUAA